Penicillium vulpinum is the source of this 684-nucleotide messenger RNA. RefSeq names its product DUF3431 domain-containing protein. The transcript is spliced from 3 exons. Lineage: Eukaryota; Fungi; Ascomycota; Eurotiomycetes; Eurotiales; Aspergillaceae. The record is from RefSeq and is a predicted model, not a curated record. The coding region runs from base 1 to 684 and encodes 227 amino acids.
AUGGACCGAAAACCUGAGACAGAACUACUUUCUGCACACUCCUCUCGCGGCCGCGAAGCCUCCGCUUAUCUUUCGUUCAUUGUCGACCUAUACGACGAACUCCCCCCAUACUCGAUUUUUCUCCAUGCAAAUCCCGAUCAAUGGCAUAAUGAUCUAUUUGGCCCCAAAACAAGCAAUGUUCUGCACAGCCUACGCCGCGAAGCUGUGGAUGCGAGAGGUUAUUUGAACCUGCGUUGUGCGAAUAACCCAGGCUGUCCGAUCCACAUCAAUCCAAAUAGCCCCACGCAAGCAGACAUCGACAAUAAUGAUGUGCGGGCACACUUUCCCAGUAUAUACAAAGAGAUAUUUGGAGAAGACGCACAUGUUCCGGAACAUAUUGGGGGGAUUUGUUGCGCCCAGUUUGCGGUCAGCCGAGCUCGCAUCUGGCAGCGACCCAAAAGUGAUUAUAUCCGUAUGCUAAACUGGAUGGACAAGAAGAGUAUACCCCUUGUUGACGAUUACGGUGUUGGCUGGGUGUUUGAAACUUUGUGGCAUGUGGUGUUCGGUAUGGAAGCGAUCGAUUGCCCUAUUUACGAGCAAUGCCGAUGUGAUAACUACGGAUGGUGUGGCCCAUUGCCAUCUGGCAAAACUCUUACAGCCAUUGCGGCACCACAAAAGAAGCAGCUGAAAUAUAGACGGGGUUAA